AUGUCGUAAAAUCACAUAUUGACUAGUGCGCAUGUACAGAAAUGACACUCCGCAUCACAACUUUUCCAAGAUGGAGGCUCUGAAGAAGCUGAAGGUUGCUGACCUGAAGAACGAGCUGCGUGCUCGUGGGCUGACGGUGACGGGAAACAAACAGGAGCUUCUGGACCGACUGCAGCAGCACAUGGAGACAGCAGGAGGAGUGCAUGCUGUCCCACGUGCUACCCUCCCACCAGGACUGUCACUGGAAGAACCAAAUGCCCCACAUUUACCAGAGGCUGAGCUGUUUUCCAAGGACACCUCAUUUGCAUCAGGAGAAGGAGAUGAGGCUGAUGACAGCAUCCUGGCUGGGGAAGAAGAGGAGGAGGAGGAGGAAGAAGAGGAGCAGACCACAACUCAGGAUAAUCAGGAGAACACAGAAACUACAAACACAGCAAAACCCACAGUCGUCACCAGUGUCAGCUCUGCUGAUACAAAAGUUCCUGUCAAACCACCCAUGUCAGAAGCCGAGAGGUUAGAGUUGAGGGCAAAGAAGUUUGGAGGCCAUGCAUCCGAGGUGGCCAAGAAAGCCGCUCGAGCAGCCAGGUUUGGAACUGCUGUUACAGGACCAACAAAAACAGAGACUGCAGCACCAGUGAAAGGAGCCACAACUCUCUCUCCUCUGGAAGACAACUCUGCUAUCAGCUCAGAAGAAAUGGGCCCUGAAAUGGAGAAGUUGAAAAAGCGUGCAGAGAGAUUUGGGAUGAACGUGUCAACUGCAACACAGCAGGCUGAGGAGAAGGAGAAACUGUUGAAGAGGAAACAGAGGUUUGGAGCGGUGACGGCGGGAGCAGCAGGCACUCAGGUCUCCUCGGAUGAGGUGGAAGCAAAGAAGAAGAAGAGAGCCGAGAGGUUCGGACUGACAGUUUAACAACGU
Branchiostoma belcheri (Belcher's lancelet) is the source of this 913-nucleotide messenger RNA. Its product is annotated as SAP domain-containing ribonucleoprotein-like. Gene Ontology annotation, cellular component: nucleus. Lineage: Eukaryota; Metazoa; Chordata; Leptocardii; Amphioxiformes; Branchiostomatidae. Bases 32 to 907 code for a protein of 291 amino acids. The transcript has 14 exons. Gene Ontology annotation, biological process: poly(A)+ mRNA export from nucleus. The record is from RefSeq and is a predicted model, not a curated record.